This is a messenger RNA of Rotaria socialis, 1281 nucleotides long. NCBI's taxonomy places the organism in Eukaryota, Metazoa, Rotifera, Eurotatoria, Philodinida, Philodinidae. The record is from the annotation of a GenBank genome assembly.
AUGUGCUCAGGAGUGUUUAUUGCAGGUCGCAAUGAAGGACUAAAAGAAAAAGAUGAUCUUCCUUCAGAUCUUAUGAAAUAUGCAACGGUUACUAUUGAUCACAAGGAUUUAUCAGCAAGCAGUUCUUUUUUCGGAUUAGCUCACAGUAAAGCUAUAUAUCGUCCGGGACUCGGUGCAACACUAAUUCAUGAAUUAACAGAAAAAGAAAUUCGUGCACAAAAAUUCAAUCUAACUUCACCACCUGAUGUCAAUCAAGAUGAUAUCCCAUGGCCAAUGGGUGAUAAAACAGAUCAUUAUAGCAUUCCGUCAAACAUCAAUCGAACACUAUUACAAGACGCUAUUAGUAGUUUGUUUAUUGAGAAAGAUCGAAAGAAAUUGAUUAACACACGAGCGGUAGUGGUCGUGUACGAUGGAAAAUUGAUUGCUGAACAAUAUGCUCGAAGUUGGCCACGAACUUCGAAACAUCUAGGUUGGAGUAUGACCAAAAGUAUUAUUAGUGCACUUUUUGGCAUUGUGGCGCAAGAGAAAAACCUUGAUAUCAAUGGACCUGCUCCAGUAUCUGAAUGGAAUGAAAGCGAUGAUCCUCGUCAUUCAAUAACAAUUAAAGACUUAUUACAGCAAACGAGUGGUUUGAAUUUCGUAGAAGAUUAUACUUCGAGCAGCGAUGCACUAAAAAUGUUAUAUUUAACCAGCAACAUGGCUAAAAAUGCCGCUUCACAUGCGUUAGGAGAUAAACCAGGCACUCAAUUUUCUUAUUCUAGCGGGAAUACGAAUAUAUUGUCACGUAUCAUUCGUGAUAUAGUUGGUGAAAAUGAAUAUCAUUCUUUUCCUUAUCGAAAAUUGUUCUACAAGCUUGGUAUGAAUAGUUUUAUUAUGGAAGUCGAUGCAUCAGGAACUUUCGUUGGUUCAUCAUAUUCGUACGGUACUGCUCGUGAUUGGGCACGUUUUGGUCUUCUGUAUUUAAGCAACGGACUGUAUAACAACGAACAAAUAUUGUCGAAAGAUUGGAUCGAACAAACAAUUAAAUCUAGUGGUGCUAACCGAGGCUACAGAUAUGGAUUUCAGUUUUGGUUAAAUAACCCUGUGAGUGAUGAUUCAUCUGAACGGCGAUUUCCGAACGCACCGACAGAUAUGUAUUAUGCAUCUGGCAAUCUAGGACAAAACGUAUUUAUUAUUCCAUCGAAAAAAUUAGCCAUCGUUCGUCUGGGUGCAACAAAAACUCCCGGAAGCGACUAUGGAGCAGAUGACUUUUUAAAGACUGUAAUUGCUUCAAUUGAAUAA